Messenger RNA from Athalia rosae (coleseed sawfly), 1462 nucleotides. RefSeq lists its product as uncharacterized. The record is from RefSeq and is a predicted model, not a curated record. The coding region runs from base 222 to 1412 and encodes 396 amino acids. NCBI's taxonomy places the organism in Eukaryota, Metazoa, Arthropoda, Insecta, Hymenoptera, Athaliidae. The transcript is spliced from 2 exons.
CCGUAGGCAGAGCUCUGAUCAGGCUUGUAGAUGGAGGUCGAGGUGUCUGCCGACUACUUCGGAUAAUUCGCUGAUAAAGCGUCGGAAUUGACUCGAGAAUUGUUCAUAUCUUUAAAUACUAUAGGCUUAUCAACCAGCCGUCACGCGACGUUGCAUAGCUGAUAAUCGCGAAGAAUUCAAUUUCAUUCAAGACGACGUUCCACACCAGCGAUCGACUGAUUAUGGCGUCAAGAGAAAAGGAUUUCGAGUUCAUCCGUGAACUUUUGUCGGAAAUGGUCCACAACCGUUGUUUCUGCGAAGUCGGUUCAAGAGAAUUCGUAGAGUUUGAUUCUGUGCGGGUGAAACCUCUAAGUUUUCCCGAUAAAAUACCAGUGAGUGAAAUAUACGCGGCUGAAGUCACCGUGCGUUUUUCCGGAGAGCCGAAAAUAUUUUCUAUCAUAAUAAAGCUGUUGCCCGAGGAAACGGAGGUCGCGAAUUCCUUGGAGCUUUUUCAAAACGAGGAAUUGUUUUACAGCAAAAUAGCGCCGAAAAUCGGUACCAAACAUUUAGCGAAGUGCUACGUGGCCGACAUGGGAAGAUACGGAAGACCCGUUAUCGUCCUUGAAAAUUUGAAAUCCCAAGGUUACAAGGAGGUUGAGAAAAAGCUCGACGAGGAACAUUUGACGCUAUGGAUAAAAGCCAUCGGAAGUUUUCACGGCAGAGGUUUGAGAUUGAAGAAUGAGAAUCCGGCGGAGUUCAGAGAGUUUUACGCGAAACUUCAGGAAGCUACUUUCAACGAGGAGAACAGAACGGACAUGCCGAAUGUAUUUUUGAAAACCGCUCCGUUCAGAGGGUUGAGGCAUUUGAAAUCCUUGAAAAAUCCAGAGGACGAACUCAUCGCCAAAAUUGAAUCGAGACUUGGAUCGAAUCCCUACGAAAUCACCAAGGAACUUGCCACGGAGGUGACAGAAUUUUCAACCCUUUGUCACGGUGACCUCAGCCGAAACCAUCUACUCUUCAAGUACGACGCAGAGAAUAAUCCCGUCGACCUCAAACUCAUUGAUUGGCAGACCAUGAGAUAUUGUCCCGUAGGAAUCGAUCUCGGUCCGAUUAUUUUUACAAACCUUGAAGCCGAGGGGAGGGUAGCCAAGGUCAACAGACUGUUGGACAUUUACGUGGAAAAUGUGGAAAACGAGUUUCCUAAUUUUUCGAAAGCCUCAUUGCGGAAGGACGUCGCUUCCAAGUUCCUUUUCGCUUACAACGUAGCCUCCUUUUGCAUUCCGUACGUCGACAAGGAUCUUCAGGUGAACCUAAAGAAAAGGGAAAAUUUGGAACAAUUUGUGGAAGCGGUCUGUUCGUUGGGCGGUGAAGAGGCCGACAAAGAGCUCGCAUCUGUUUUAUACGACCUCAAAGAACUUGGGACUUUCGAUUAGUGAAUUGUUAUUAUAAUGGAUGAAUUAUUACAUAAAAUUUGUUGGAAUGA